Messenger RNA from Trametes versicolor FP-101664 SS1, 981 nucleotides. RefSeq lists its product as uncharacterized. Bases 1 to 981 code for a protein of 326 amino acids. The transcript is spliced from 7 exons. The record is from RefSeq and is a predicted model, not a curated record. Lineage: Eukaryota; Fungi; Basidiomycota; Agaricomycetes; Polyporales; Polyporaceae.
AUGGCCGACCCUUCAUUGCUUGCGGUAAUGCUCCUCAUCCUCUUCGCAGAAUCACUGCUGUAUGGAGCAUUCUGCGUGCUUUUUCUCAUCUCGAUGUCUGUCCUCGUAUACCGACGGCGUCGCGAUGGGCGCUCGUGGGUUAGCAUAUGGAUGUCCGCGAUCGUCACGACUAUGUUCAUUCUGGCCGGGGUGUACCUCGCGCUUGACAUUCGCCACUUGAAGGUAGCCUUUGUCGACCACAGCGCAACGCUUGGCGGACCCUUGGCAUACUUGCAACAACAAGGGAGUGACCCAUUCCGCAAUGUGCACCCCUACAUCUUCGGGCUCAUGACCCUCAUGGGUGACGGAUUCAUGAUAUACCGCGUCUUCGUUGUCUGGAACUGUCAACUGAUUUCUCUGGUGGUACCCGCCCUCCUUCUGCUGGGUGAUAUGAUUGCUGGCGGUAUCGCCGGCCUUGCGCUAAUAAAAGGCUCGCGGACCUAUUACUCCAUCACGGCACCGGGGGCUCGCACACAACUCAUCGCUUACUUGUCUAUGACCCUCCUGACAAACAUAAUAACCACAUCACUACUUCUCGGGCGUCUUUGGUGGCAUGACAGGACUACCAAAAAGUAUCUCUCUGAAGACGCAUACGACUCCGUGCCCUGGAAGGUCAUGAAAACCAUCGUGCAGUCCCAAGCCGCCUACUCUGCCGGCGUGGUUUUCAACCUUGCUACAUACGCUGCUCGUUCCAACCUAGUGCUCGUCACCAAUGCUAUCCUACCGCCCCUCAUCGGCAUAUCCUUCACGAUCAUCAUCACCCGGAUCGGACUCAGUGAGGUGCUAGGGGACACGACCAAUAUCAGACCAGCAUCGAGUCUUGCCUUUGGCAACAGUGCUGCAACCCGUAGCGACCCUGAACUAGCACCACCAAAUGUCGCUGUGACCACGCGGACCGGAUACGUCGAAGAAGAUGAGAGCGAGACGCGGGUAUUGAGUUGA